AUGUUCGGAUCGCAUCCGGAUACACACCCCACGGCAUUUACCUCAAAGAUCAUCACUAUGCAUUCCAAGAUCGCCGCUUUUCUGCUUCCGCUCUUCGCUGUUGCGAACCCAGUCCCAGCAUCUGGUUCUGGCGCUGCCCCCGACCCAACCCAAAUUACCAUCAUCGAUUCUGCCUACUCCGGUAACGGCUGCCCGCAAGGUUCCGUCUCAACGAGCACUUCUCUAGACAAGACCGUAAGCACAUGUACCCUACGCCCUCCUAUCUUAUGUGCCCUCCUAUCUUAUGUGCCCUCCUCUCUCGUGUAUCUGCCAUUGAGAGGCACAACGGCCGCGAGAAACGUAUAUAGUAGAGAUAAUUUUGCUGACGAUUUUGAUAAGGUUAUCACAUACGGAUUCGACCAAUUCCAAACAUACAUCGGCCCCGGUAUCGCCACCAAGGACAACUCACGCGCGUGCCAGCUCCAUCUCAACCUCAAAUACCCAGGCGGCUUCCAAUACGCAGUAGUCUCCGCAGUUUAUCACGGCUUCGCGCGUCUAGACAAGGGCAUCACGGGCGACUUUCUUACCAGCUACUACUUCUCCCAGGAUGCAGGCAAGACGUCGACAACGCGCAUGAGCGCUACGGGGGGCGGCGACCUAGUUAACGGACAGGUGUAUACCAAGCAGGACAACGUUGAGACCACUGCUGUUGUCUGGUCGCCGUGCGGUACCACGGGUAUCUUGAAUGUGAACAACCGCAUUAGCUUGCGGUCCUCCAAUUCGUCUGCUUAUGGCGAGCUUUCUAACGACGAUGCUACCGUUGCGUUUACACAGCAGGUACAUGUCUCGUGGCAGCCUUGUACACCCAAGAGGUAA
This is a messenger RNA of Didymosphaeria variabile, 855 nucleotides long. RefSeq lists its product as uncharacterized. The record is from RefSeq and is a predicted model, not a curated record. Bases 1 to 855 code for a protein of 284 amino acids. The transcript has 2 exons. NCBI's taxonomy places the organism in Eukaryota, Fungi, Ascomycota, Dothideomycetes, Pleosporales, Didymosphaeriaceae.